AUGUGUAGAGUUAGUAAAGGUCUGUCCCUUGCUACGUCGUCUGGGCGUAGUGAGCGACGUGUGCGUCAUUUCCAUGACAACCGCUGGGGCUCCGAGCGACGACAACGACGCAACAUGGACGACGAUCAGAGCGCAGAAGAGACCGCGUUCGUGGUGGAUGAGGUGAGCAGCAUCGUUAAAGAGUCUCUUGAAGCAGUGAUCGGGAGGAACCCGUAUGAGCACAAGCGUGUGAAUCAAUGGACGUCCAGUGUGGUGGAGCAGUGUCUGGGUCAGAUCAGUAAACUGGGCAAACCCUUCAAAUACAUCGUCACAUGCAUUAUAAUGCAGAAGAACGGCGCAGGACUGCAGUCGGCCUCUUCGUGUUUCUGGGACAACACUACAGAUGGCAGCUGCACGGUCAGAUGGGAAAAUAAACACUUGUACUGCAUCGUCAGUGUGUUCGGACUCGCCAUUUAGUCUCACGUCAGACACACACACACACACCCCUCCUGCCUGUGUUCACAUUCACACUGCCAUCAGACGGCAUGUAAAG
Molecule: messenger RNA, 532 nt
Organism: Labeo rohita (rohu)
Lineage: Eukaryota; Metazoa; Chordata; Actinopteri; Cypriniformes; Cyprinidae
Gene: dynlt1b
Product: dynein light chain Tctex-type 1b
Exons: 5
Coding region: 1-456 (151 amino acids)
Biological process (GO): microtubule-based movement
Cellular component (GO): cytoplasmic dynein complex; cytoplasm
Molecular function (GO): dynein intermediate chain binding
Source: RefSeq, a predicted model, not a curated record